UUGUUUCUUUUUUAAAUUUCAUUGCAUUAAUGAAAAACCGGAUGUUUCGAUUCUGUUUAGUGAUUUGUAAUGAAUUUUUGAAUCCUGAGUUUGUUUUAAAGGUGCCACCGGAAGUCACGUGUUUUGUAGUUUUUUCGCUAAGAUCCUGUGUUGUAACGCAGAAACAGGUCACAGAGGAAGCUAGCAGCAGCUAGCCGCUUCUAAAUCUAAGGUUUAUUACCUUUAACGGACAAAUAUUAACUGGCUUUAAUCGGAACAUCUUCAUUAAGCACCUUCCAGAACCAGAGCGGUGCUGCGUUCAUGGUCCAGAACCAGAGUGGUGCUGCGUUCAUGGUCCAGAACCAGAGCGGUGCAGAUACGGAUACAGAGCGUUUAGGGACCUUGGAGCUCUGUGAUUGGCUGGGAGCUCUGAUCCAGGUCCAGGAUGUGUUCGGUGUCUCUCUGAUCGGAACUGUCUCCAGAACCGGGCCAUGUCGCGGCACAGCAAGCUGCAGAAGCAGGUCCUAGCUCUGUACCGCCACUUCCUGCGGGCCGGGAAGGACAAACCGGGUUUCCUGCCCAGAAUACGGGACGAGUUCCGGGAGAACGCGCGCAUCAAGAAGACGGACGUGAUGCACAUCGAGUAUCUGUACCGCCGCGGCCAGCGGCAGCUGCAGCAGCUCAGGGACGCCAACACCAAGCAGCUGGGUUCCUUCUCCAGAGGCAGCGAGCCUGGCUGACCAGCAGAACCAACAGAACCAGCAGAACCACCAACCGGACCAGCAGAACCACCAGAAGCAUCUAAUGCAUACCUCACUGACUGGACCAGAACCUGCACACAACAUGAAACCUGCUACUAUAAAAUAAACUUUUCUCUGUUACUCAGUAAAACAUUUAACCAGCAGCAGAUCCGUCAGAUUCUGGUUCUGGAAGGUCCAAGGUUCUGGUUCCUCCUGCAUGCCGAGUCAGCAUCACAUCCAGUCACUUCAUCGUCUGAUUUAUUAUAACAGAAGAUAAAAAUGAGAAAAAAAACUUGAUUCUGUUGGAACAGACUCAUCAGAACCAUCAGCAGCUUUUUUGGUUCUGAUUCUGAUGAUAUCUAACCAGUAAAAUUUCUGAGAAUCUGAAAUCAGCUUAGAUAUGAAAUAACUGAGUUUCUCAUCUGCUAAUAUCUCCAGAUUUAUGGGAUGGAGCUCUGCGAUUUCAGUUUCAUUCUCUGUAUAAUAAAAUAUUGAUAAUUAAUGUUUAUUAAAUUAUAAUUUAUUGAGAGAAAAAUAAAAUCCCCACUAAACAUAAUUAUUAAAAUUUAAAACUGAAAUCCAACAAUUGAAGAACAGACGUGUACGUCAGAAAUUACGGAGCCCUCUAGGGGACAUGGGGAUUUUUUUUUUCUUUUGCGUUCCCUCGCAAAACUUUUGCGUUACCUCGC
Molecule: messenger RNA, 1408 nt
Organism: Xiphophorus maculatus (southern platyfish)
Lineage: Eukaryota; Metazoa; Chordata; Actinopteri; Cyprinodontiformes; Poeciliidae
Gene: sdhaf1
Product: succinate dehydrogenase complex assembly factor 1
Exons: 2
Coding region: 471-719 (82 amino acids)
Biological process (GO): mitochondrial respiratory chain complex II assembly
Cellular component (GO): mitochondrion
Source: RefSeq, a predicted model, not a curated record